AUGGUAAAUAGAUUUGCUAACCUUCAGAGGAUAAUGUUGCUUAUUUGUUUUACUUGUUGUGCAAAAACAUGCACGCAUUUCUAGAGCCACAUCUUCUUAUGCAUGGAUUCCAACGAGAAUAGAGUUGCCACUAGGAGCUUAAUAGUAACAUAUAAAUGCAAAGUAAUUUAUCCUCCAGACAAGAUUCGUGGUAAAUAGAUUUUCGAACCUUUGAGGAAAUAUUUUGUUUUCUCUUGAGUUCUCUUCUGAGCUACAAUCUUUGGUUAAGGUGCAUGGUUUCAUCUAUCAAGAGCAUGUUUCGAUUGGAACAAAUAUCUCAAAAUGCACAUUGCGCAUACACAUUACAUAUGUCAGAAUAAUACCAGUUGUCUGGUCUGAGGUUGAUUAGAUACUGUUUAUUUUUAGUAUUUUAAACGGAUAUUGUGCAGUCUCCAACAUGAUAACAUGUUUCUUGCUAUGGGUGCUCUAGUUAUAAUUAUGUCAUAUUCAAAGGCCUAAAACAUUCAUUGCCCUAUUUGGCACAAAUUUGUAAAAUGUGAGCGACAGUACAGUUGGUUAACUUUCAUGAAGCAAUGUCGUCAUCAUCAUCCUCGAAAUCUCAACUACUGAUAGUCUGAGAGUGAAUGCCACUCUAUUGUGUGUUAUGUUUAAGUUAAAGUUUAAUUGUAUCUCUUUCUUCACUAGCUCGAGUGAUGUGCAUCAAGAAGUAACGCUCCUAGUUCUUGGUUGGUUCUGUCAAUUGUCUUUCUGCGUGUCUGAAUUAUCUGAAAUGGCUUAAUGGACUUCAUACCUAUGUUACCACCAUUUGCUUUUGCUACAUCUUGUUUUCUUAUACAUUUAGCCAAUUCAUUAUCUUCCCACCUACUCCAUCAAUAUGGUUGAAGAAAGCAGGUCAUGGACUUUAUCUCCUUUUUUGUUUGUCUUUUUUCAUUUUUUAUGGUGAUAUUUUUUUAUUGGGGAAAGAUAUCGAGUCAGAUACCUGGUGGGCUCUUCCUGGCGCAAUCAGAAUCGUGUGUAUUAAGUUGAUUUUCUGACUUAAGAGCCUUGAUCCACACAAAUUUGAAAGGUUCUCAGCCAACCUAUGGUAAGAUCAAGCCAAAAAGAUUUAGCUCAAGUAAGAACCCGUUAGACAUUGUAGCAUAUCUACCUUUACUUUUAAAAAUCCCUUCCCCACUGAAGGUGAAUAUAUUUGGUGUAGAGGAUCUGACAUGGGAGAGUACUCAUAUGCUGUCACCUUGCUUUGUAUAUGGAUAGAUCAGAACCACCUGGAAUGCUCGUUCUCUUGUGACAUACACAAGAUAUUACUCUAAUCUACUAAUAUAACUAUUUUCCUUGCAGAAAUCGCCCACGUCAGAUAAAAGAAUUUUUAUUAAGUGGAACAGCCAUAAAUAAGGUCUCCAUAAAAUAUGGUGACUUGUCCCCUACACGAUCCUUUGGUUAAUAUGGAAUGAGAGUAGGUGGAUAUUCAUGAGGCAAAGUUUUAUACUUGAGAGGCUGCUCAGUUUUAAAUCUGGUUUAGUGGUAGAGCAAAGGACAGGGUGACAUUUCUUUGGUAAUGAGAAAAGACUAUGAUUAUGUGAUUUCUGUUAUUUGAGCUUACUAAUAUGGUCCAUAUCAUCCUGGUGGCAGAUAUGGCGAUUGUACAGGAUUUUUUUCUUAGUGUACAAAAAAUACAAGCACAUCUCUUUUUGUCGCCAUUUAUUGAAGACAUGAUUCUACCCUCUUCAUAAUAAAUAUUACGAUUAAAUACAAUUUAUGUUCUUUGCCCCAAUGGAAAUUUAGUCCCUAGUUUUGUCAUGCUAGUGUUCUAUUUGUUUCAAUUAUGAUUUACAUUUUGUAAUCAGCGGUAAUGGCAAUAAAGGUGAUGGGCUGCUGUAACCAUGUGACUAGACGAAUGUUAAAACUUGCUCAUGCUUCAAAAGCAUAUGGUUUGGAUAUUUUUGACUUUUUGGAAACUAAUCGGUAGGUGGUGUUCAAUUCCCUUGGAUUCUGAGUUUUCAAAUAUUGAGCUUUUAUAUAAUACCUAUAUAUAUAUAUUAGUUUAAUUCAGUGGGUAUACUAAUGAUGCUAUGAUAUCUCUCUCUUUCAGGGUGCGAGGAAAGAGUAGCACUCAUGAUCUCAAAAGAGCUGCAGAGUGUUGCUUGCCACUCUUAAAUGCAUUGCUAGUUGAGAUCAUCAGCAAAACAUAUCCGAAGGGAUUGUUUCUUAACAUGGAUCUCCCAACAGAUCUUACAUGUCACAAGGUAGGCUUGCUUUAGGCAUAAAGGUAUAAAACUACACGUUUGUUUCUUAGAUGGUGGAUGGAAGUUCUUGAAUCUAAUUGGCCUUGUCGCAGUUCAAAAACCGUAUAAAAAUAAUAAAGGAAACCACAGUUAAGGCAGCAGAAUGUGCUAACUCACCCAAAGACACGAUUUGAUGAAUCCUGAAAGGGAAUAUAGGGUAUAA
This is a messenger RNA of Spirodela intermedia, 2445 nucleotides long. The record is from the annotation of a GenBank genome assembly. NCBI's taxonomy places the organism in Eukaryota, Viridiplantae, Streptophyta, Magnoliopsida, Alismatales, Araceae.